AUGGAGCUCUUCGACUUGUUUGCCGAUCUCAAGGCCUAUGAGUUCGAGUUGAACUCUAUGAUUGACGGGGAGCACCCCAUAUCCACCAUCAUAACCAAGGCCUUGAUGACUUCUAAGGAGCCACCAAUGACCACUGAAGUAAAGACGGCUGCCCAACAGCUUUACAGCGAUGCUAACGUGAAAUAUUUUAACUGUGGUGUAAUAGGUAAUUACAACUCGGAGUGCAAAAAGCCAAAACGUGAUGAGAAGAAGAAAGACAACGAAAAUGAGUUGAAGGUCCUCAUGGCGGCUGACAGCAAGGCUAUGUGGAUGCAAAGCAACUCAGAUGACUCAUCAUCCAAUGAUAGUGAUGAUGUAGAGAUUAGUCUGUUAAGGUCUUCCGUAUGCAAAUCUGGUCUAGAAUUUGACAGUAAUGACUCAGACAAGUCAUAUAAGAAGUUAAACUUAGCAACGAACAAGAUUAAGCCAAUAAGCUUUGUCAAAGGGAGUCUAACUGAUAAUGGAACUAAUCAAAGUUGUGAGGAUCUAACCCUAAAGGAUGAGAUUACUUAUUUUCUGCCAACUCUUGGCUGGUUAAAACCUAGAAAGGUAGCAGCCAACAAGUCUGGCAUAUCAAAACCUUGCAAGAAGUCAAGCAGUUUUAAACAAAAAUCAUCCUCUAAGGUUAAGGGAUCGGCUACUAACAGGAAGACCUGCAUACAUAAUUCUAUCUCCUUUCAUCCAGUUCUCAUGGAAUUAUUAAACUUUUUCAUCUUCAUCCUGAGCUUCAUAUGGUGCACAAAACAUGUACUUAAAAAGUUCACAAGAAAUGCUCAAAAGAAACAAUCGUUGUCGCUGCCUCCAGGACCGAUGGGGUUACCCAUUUUUGGGAACCUCCCUUUCCUAAAUCCCGAGGUUCACUCUUACUUCACUGACUUGGCCAAGACAUAUGGCCCAAUCUUCUCCCUACGACUUGGAAACAAAAUUGCAGUUGUCAUCUCCAAUUCCUCGGUGGCACAAGAAGUUCUCAAAGAGCAAGACAUCAUCUUUGCCAACCGUGACGUCCCUAUUGCUGGUAAUGUUGGGUUAUAUGGAGGUUCUGACAUUUUGUGGAGCCCUUACGGGCCUGAGUGGCGGAUGCUAAGGAAAGUAUGCUUCCAAGAGAUGCUUAGCCGAACUAAGGUGGAUUCAUUCUAUCAUAUCCGGCGAAGGGAGGUUCGAAAGAUAGUCAAUAGCCUUUGGGUCCGGAGGAUGUCGCAGGUGGAUGUUGGGGAAGAGAUGUUCACGGCGGUGUUGAAUUCAAUAAGCACCAUAUUGUGGGGAGAAUGUGGAAAUGAGAUCUUGGAAAGGAAUCUAGGGACUGAGUUCCAUCUCUUUGUGGAAGAGUUCUUGAGACUGUUGGGAGUACCAAAUAUAUCAGAUUUUAUUCCAAGUCUAGCUUAUUUUGACUUGCAAGGUAUAGAGAAAAAUAUGAAGAGAUUGGUGAAGAGAUUGGAUAAUGUUUUUGAAUUAAUGAUAAAUGAACGAAUGAGAGAGGAUGAUAAUAAUAAGAAGGACUUUCUACAAAGUCUAUUGAAUUUGAGGAAGGGAGGAGGGCCUCUAAACACAAUCCAUCUUAAAUCGCUUUUAAUGGAUAUGAUUAUCGCAGGGACGGGAACAACAUCAAACAUGAUAGAAUUCACGUUGGCUGAGAUGAUGAAUGAUCCCAAAAUAAUGAAGAAAGCACAACAAGAAUUAGAAGUUGUGGUAGGCACAAACAAUAUAGUUGAUGAAUCACACAUUCACAAAUUACCUUAUUUGUAUGCAGUCAUGAAGGAAACACUCAGGUUACACCCUGCUGCGCCACUUCUCGCCCCACAUCUCCCUAGUGAGUCUUGCACCAUUGGUGGGUACACCAUCCUCAAGGGAACUCGUGUUUUCAUUAAUGUGUGGGCCAUACAUCGAGACCCUUCAUUUUGGGAGAAUCCACUCAAGUUUGAUCCUCAAAGAUUUAUGAACUCUAAGUAUGACUAUAGUGGAAAUGACUUUAACUAUUUACCAUUUGGCUCCGGUAGAAGAAUAUGUGUGGGCAUUGAAAUAGCAGAAAGAAUGUUUUUAUACUUGUUGGCCUCACUCCUACACUCUUUCGAGUGGAAAGAGUCUGAUGGAGAGAAGAUAGACUUAAAAGAGAAGUUUGGAUUUGUAAUAAAGAAGAAAAAGCCUCUUAUGGCAAUACCAACACCUAGGCUUUUGGGUCAAGCUUUAUAUGAGUAGCUAUAAAGCAAUGUGU
Messenger RNA from Impatiens glandulifera, 2248 nucleotides. RefSeq names its product flavonoid 3'-monooxygenase-like. Gene Ontology annotation, molecular function: monooxygenase activity; oxidoreductase activity, acting on paired donors, with incorporation or reduction of molecular oxygen; heme binding. The coding region runs from base 1 to 2232 and encodes 743 amino acids. The transcript has 5 exons. Lineage: Eukaryota; Viridiplantae; Streptophyta; Magnoliopsida; Ericales; Balsaminaceae. The record is from RefSeq and is a predicted model, not a curated record.